CACCUAGGCACUGAGAUAGGAUUCUGAUAGCAAAUGAAUGUAUGAACAAGGGAACACUGCGCAGAGGUGAUGAAGCACAUUGAUCGGGCGGCAAUGACAACUAAUUUGACGGUUUGCAGUUGCUUCUCAAUCGUUGGAUUGUGAGGAUGAGCAGCGGUCACUUACAUGCGAGCUCGUCUUGACCCGUCCUUGGCCUUUUCAGCUGACAAGUAGUUUCCCCUCCAUCUAUUGUGAAAGCCAUCAAAGUCCCAACAGGAAAAAGUACCUUUUCCCACUUGAGCGUAGCUACAGCCGGCGUUACUGUGCGCAAACACUUGCCCUCGGUCUCAAACUAGAUGCUCCUAUGCCAAGCCAAGCACAACUAUAGAAACCUACCUCGGGCAUACAGCAAUAUGCAAAACACCUCGUUACCUCCUCAUUCUCCUGGGAGGAAUCGACAAAAGCCAAUAGAUCAACCCAUUUACAUCGCCAGAGCGCCAAAGAAGACUCGGUCGGAUCCGAGCGCCCGGCGGCCGAAGAGGCCGUGUGCCCGGAUAACCCUUGCAGGCAAGCCGUUGGACACGGCGGUUGCAGUACGUAGCACGGCAGGUAUGACCGCACCGUGCAGCGGUGACAGCAGUGGCAUCCCGUUUAGAAAACUCUCCGUUCUAGAACGCCCCGACGGGACCUUUUCCUCUCUGCAGCAGGUAGGCGGCAUACAUGUGUUGAUGGGAAGUGCAGGGCAGAGCAAAACAGAACGGAGUCUGGCCAAAGGAGAAAACAUGACUGCUCACACCCGGCACUGGGAAAUUGUGUCUCCUUGGUUGGUUGUCCCUAUGCUCGAGAGAAGUAUUGUGUGGCGUUGGGCUUUCCCAUUGGUGUUUUAGUUACUCGUUCUCUUGGAGAUACACCGCCAUAAGCAACCGCCACUUGUACGUUGCACUCGGAUAUCAAGUGGCAUAUUGCUCGGUGUGAUCAAGGCUCAUGGCCUUUUCCACCCCCCUGCCGCCCCCACUACGUACAUAAGAUGCGCAAUAUCAAUGCGAGCAGCGAAAGUACGUACAUUCGCCGUGUAAGCGAGAAAGCAUUGCAUCACCGCCUGCGUAAAAUAAAUUGAACAAGAACACAGGCAGGGAUGGGAUGAGUGGGACCAUCUGUUGAGAAAUGCGAGCCAUCAAUAAGCCCGAAAAGCAAGGCGAACCGUAAAAACGUGCUGGGAACAAGCGGGCCGAAAGUGGAAGAACCUCAAAGUCUAUUUUUUUCAGCUUUGGGGGAUCCCGUGACUACUCGUGGAGCCCGAUGUCCCCGUGGAGGCAUGGAGGGAAGAGGUCACGGGGUUCCGGGACCGGUGAGAGG
Colletotrichum phormii is the source of this 1335-nucleotide messenger RNA. RefSeq lists its product as uncharacterized. The transcript has a single exon. Bases 336 to 866 code for a protein of 176 amino acids. The record is from RefSeq and is a predicted model, not a curated record. Lineage: Eukaryota; Fungi; Ascomycota; Sordariomycetes; Glomerellales; Glomerellaceae.